Echinops telfairi (small Madagascar hedgehog) is the source of this 807-nucleotide messenger RNA. RefSeq names its product CMRF35-like molecule 2. Bases 1 to 807 code for a protein of 268 amino acids. NCBI's taxonomy places the organism in Eukaryota, Metazoa, Chordata, Mammalia, Afrosoricida, Tenrecidae. Gene Ontology annotation, molecular function: transmembrane signaling receptor activity. Gene Ontology annotation, cellular component: plasma membrane. The record is from RefSeq and is a predicted model, not a curated record. The transcript has 7 exons.
AUGUGGCUGCCCCCAGUGCUGCUCCUUCUCGGUCUCCAAGGCUGUCUGCCUCUGACGGGUCCGGACUCUGUGACGGGCGCCCCAGGGGGCUCUGUGAGCGUGCAGUGUCGGUAUGAGGAGGUGUACAGAGGGUCCAAUAAGUACUGGUGCCGCGGACCGUAUGACCUAUCCUGCGACACCGUGGUGGAGACCAAAGGAGGAGCGCGGGAAGAGAGGAAUGGCCGUGUGAGCAUCCGAGACCACGCGGAGAACCUCACCUUCACCGUGACCAUGGAGAACCUCACCGCCGGUGAUGACGGGCCCUACUGGUGCCGAAUACAGAGCACGUGGAUCCUGGAUGUGCUGUCGUACGACCCAUCGGUUCGGGUUAACGUGUCUGUUUCCGCAGAGAACACCAUCCCUGCAGUCACGCCCCCCACCUUCCUCCUGGGGACCGCUGGACAGAACCUCAGCACCUGCGAGAUGUUCACCCACCACCCACAGUCCCUGCUCUGCAGCGUCCACUUCCUGCUGCUGGUCUUCCUGAAGGUGCCCCUGUUCCUGAGCAUGCUCACCGCUGUCCUCUGGAUGAUGAGGGGCCUGCAUACUGACCCCGGGGCGCGGCUGACCCAGCCCGUCCAGGUACUGCCAGGCCCACUGCAGACCCAUGAUCCCAGGCAACACCCAAGGUCCCUGUUCAGCAGUGUCCACUUCCUGCUCCUGGUCUUCCUGAAGGUGCCCCUGUUCCUGAGCAUGCUCGGUGCUGUCCUCUGGGUGAACAGACCCCAGAGGGCCCCUGAGGGAGGGUGGAUCAGUCAGACUAUGUGA